AUGGUCCUCGCCGACCAAGUCCACCGAGCACCACGCCUAUCCCGAGAUGAACGCAGACCACAGCGAGAGAGGGUUGCAGGUCCAUUCUCUGGAAUGAACAGGAGGGUAGCCAAUUUUGACCCAACCCGCGCGCCGACGAGAGCCCGUUCCGGCGAUCGCAAGUCGACUCAAGAGGAGGGCAGAAGGCGGCCGCAGGAUGAUAGAAAGGCGCUCAAGAUGCAGCGCGCCUUGGCUUCGGUUUCGUACAACAAGCGCACGUCGCUGAAAGAGAAGAUGCAGAGCUACGAGUCGUUUGAUCAGUUUGAUCUCCUCCCAGUUCUGAAAACGGCUGUUGUCGACGAGGUAUUCGCAGGAUUGGUGGAUAUUCGCCCAACGCCGGUACAGCGACUAGCAAUUCCCGCCCUGCUGGGACAAAGAGAGCCAGGAGAGAAAAGGGUUGGGCAUGAGGGGCAAUCUUCGUUCUUGCUGGCAGCAGAGACGGGAUCGGGCAAAACCCUCGCCUAUCUACUGCCUGCCAUUGAUGCGCUGAAGGCGGCCGAAGCACAAGAUACGGAGAUUCAAGCCUACAAAGAGCGAGCAGAAGUAGAGAGGCAGCGUCAAAAGGCUGCGGAUUUCAAAGGAAAGCCUUUCGAGGAGCCUCAUCCCACCAUGGCCAGGCCCAAGGUCAUUGUCUUGGUUCCUACGGCGGAGCUGGCUCACCAGGUUGGACUUGUUGCCAAGAAGCUGUCGCAUGUGACGAAGUUUAAGACGGAGAUACUGUCAUCCAAUCUCAAACCUCAACAGAUCCAGCGAAACCUGUACGGACCAAAAGGUGUCGAUGUCGUCAUCUCAACACCUCACCUGCUGGCUUCGAUUGCAGAUUCCGAUCCCAACAUCCUCUCUCGAGUGUCCCAUUUGAUCAUUGACGAAGCGGAUUCGCUGUUCGAUCGAAGCUUCUCUGCCGUCACUUCUAGCAUCGUCGAGCGUUCAUCGCCCUCAAUGAAGCAACUCAUCUGUUGCUCAGCAACAAUUCCGAGAAAGUUGAACAAUUAUCUGGCAACCAACUAUCCCAAGAUGAUCAGAAUCACCACACCAAACCUCCACGCUAUCCCCCGACGUGUUCAACUUGGUGUCAUUGAUGUCUCAAAGGAUCCCUAUCGCAACAACAAAGACCUUGCGUGUGCCGACGUCAUCUACACAAUCGGAAGAGAGGCUUCUCAGCACGAAAAUCUGGCCAAGGAUGAAAUUGACGUCCGCAGAGUCAUGGUUUUUGUCAACGAGCGAGAAAAGACAGAGCAGGUUGCAGAGUAUCUUCGCUCAAAGGGCAUUGACGCGCAGGCACUGCACAGAGACACUCCCGAGAAGCGCCACGGCGAAGUUCUAGAGACCUUUACAACAGCUGAGCCGCUACGAAUCAUUGCAUCGCCGAAUCCAUCCCGCCACCGGUCCUUGACUAACGUCAAGGCUCUGGUAGUGACUGACUUGGCGUCUCGAGGCAUUGAUACUCUGGCUGUUCGACACGUCAUCCUGUAUGAUGUGCCUCACACCACCAUUGACUUUAUCCACCGCCUAGGCCGUGCUGGAAGAAUGGGACGACGAGGAAGAGGCAUUGUUCUUGUGGGUAACGACGACAGAAGAGAUGUCGUUGCGGAUGUGAAGAAGAGCAUGUUUAUGGGCCAGGCGCUCAUUUAG
Messenger RNA from Trichoderma aggressivum f. europaeum, 1671 nucleotides. RefSeq lists its product as uncharacterized. Gene Ontology annotation, molecular function: ATP binding; mRNA binding. NCBI's taxonomy places the organism in Eukaryota, Fungi, Ascomycota, Sordariomycetes, Hypocreales, Hypocreaceae. The coding region runs from base 1 to 1671 and encodes 556 amino acids. The transcript has a single exon. The record is from RefSeq and is a predicted model, not a curated record.